UUCGUUUCUUUUCGCUGCUUGUUCCGCUGGAUCACGCUAGAAAUUCAUGCGUUGCUGAAGACAGCCAUGUCUGAGCCACCACAAGACUUUGCAGUCCCAGAAACCGACGAAAACACACCGAAUGCCAACGGCGACAAGACCCAGCCAGCAGAAGACAUCCUGAAUGUGCUGAACCAGCUAAACGCUCAACCCGUUCCAACAACAACCACGCAAAAUGGCCACGAGCCAACUCCACAAGCAGAAGACAUCUCUCAAGUACCGCCUUCAGAAUGGGAAUUGAUGCGAGCACAGCUGCGUGACAAUCCUCAUGAUCCAGAAGGAUGGAACAGACUUGUCAACCUCGCUGAGAGCAACGGCGACCUUGAGCAGAUAAAAGAAACGUACGAAGCCCUUCUUGAAGCUUAUCCGAACACGUCGUCUGCCCAAAUCGCCUAUAUCAACCAUUUCUUGAGCCCAGGAUCGUUUGGAUACGCCGAAACAUUGUUCAAGCGAUUUUUGAGAACAUCGCCUUUAGUCGACCUUUGGAAGUAUUAUCUUACUUACGUCAGGCGAGUCAACACUUCUUCAGCCACUCGUGAUGCCGUCCGAAAAGCCUACGAAUUCGCUCUGAAUCAUGUCGGUCAAGAUAAAGACAGUGGUGAGAUAUGGAACGAUUACAUACAAUUUCUGAAGGCCGGAGAAUGCAGCACAACUUGGGAAGAACAACAGAAGAUGGAUGCACUCCGCAAGGUUUAUCAUCGGGCAGUUCAAAUCCCACUAGAAAACGUAGAGAAGCUGUGGUCCGAACUCGAAGCUUUUGAAAAUAAUCUUAAUAAGAUAACGGCCAAAAAAUUUAUGUCUGAUCUUUCGCCGUCGUAUAUGCAAGCUCGCACAGUUCUUCGGCAGCUACAGCGUCACUUGGGUCCUUUGUUUCCUCCUCCUCCUCCGUCCGGCUCUUCCAGACCACCGCUAUAUCUUCCGCCGAAACCGACUUUUAAUGCAGCAGAAAGGGCGCUGGUAGGCUCUUGGAAAGCUUAUCUGAAGUGGGAAGAGAGUAAUCCUCUGGAACUAGAAGAGAAAGACAAGCAAACACAGGUUACCAGAAUUCAAAGUGUGUAUCGUAAGGCUGUGAUCCGAAUGCGAUAUUAUGGAGAAAUAUGGUACAUGGCCUUUGUUUGGACAAAUAGUGUCGGUAGGCAGGAUGAGGCUGUAAGUAUUCUAAAAGCAGGAAUAGACGCGAAUCCUACAAGUUUUCUUCUGAACUUUGCUUACGCCGAGAUACAAGAGGCUCGCCAAAACAUUCAAGAGGUUUACAAUAUUUUUGAUAAGUUUCUCGAAGUACUUCGUACUGAACUUGAGGAGCUGGAGACACGUGCCAACUCUGCCAAUUCUUCUUUCUCGUCUAAUGUUUCGGGUACUACUGUUCCCAUCAACGGACCGACACCCAGCUCUCUGAAUGCAGGUAGUAAUGGUGCUUUUGCUGAGGGCGGCACGCAGUCCAACAACUCGUCGUUUACUACUCAAAGUUCGGACGAUAAGCCUCCGAAGGUGAAAGAACUCAUUGAACGACGGACAGAGUAUGGUCUAGUAUACAUCAUGUACAUGCGAUUUGCGCGACGAGCUCAAGAUUUGAAAUCCUCCCGUGCAGUCUUUGGUAAGGCGAGGCGAGACCGGUGGACGCCAUGGGAGGUCUACGAAGCUGCUGCUUUGAUGGAAUAUCAUUGCACCAAAGAACUGGGGGUGGCGUGCCGAAUAUUUGAAAGAGGCUUGGAACUUUUUGGUGAUGAAAUCCAAUUCGCUCUGAGAUAUCUUGGAUUUUUGAUAUCAGUCAACGAUGACAAAAAUGCACGUGCCCUUUUUGAACGUGUUAUCACCACCUUUUCCUCUGAUCGUGCGAGACCCCUCUGGGAACGCUGGGCUCGUUAUGAAUAUCAAUAUGGUGAUUUGGAGGCAGCACAAAAGCUUGAGAAACGUAUAGCAGAGGUUUAUCCUUCAGACCCUCCGAUCAAGCGCUUCGCACAACGCCACACCUAUCUCGGAACGGAUGCCAUCGCCGCUCGUGAUCUAGGUUUCGCAGUGGUAGGUCGUCAAUCAGGAGCAGUGGGUUCGGGCAGCUCGACCAGUUCUAUCGAGAAACGCACGGAUUCCCAGCUGUCAAUAGCAUCUGCGUCAACAGUACCUGCUGUUCCACCUCCUGUAUCGACGCCUACUUUAAUAGCACAUACGAAAAGAGCCCCAUCUCCGGAUUUCAAAAGGCGAGAUGAAUCCAGGGCACCAGGAGAUUAUGGACCUCCGAGCAAAAGGCCCAGACCCAUGUCGCCAGCUUCCAGAGAUAGAGAACGUGGUGAGAGAUUUGACGGACCACCACGACGCCGGUUUGGAAGUCCUGCUUGGGAAAAGGAGCGAGAAGUGCCGCGUAGAGAUAGGGAGGAUGAAAAGGGUGUUAUGCUACCUGCCGUCCUGUCGUGGUUUGUGGGGCAGUUGCCUACUCCCAGCUCUUUUGAUGGCCCCGUAUUCAGAACGGACGAUCUGAUGAUGUUAUUCCGGAAUGCCGUUAUUCCAAGCAGCACUCGAAGGCCAUCUCCUCCUCCUGUACCACGUACCAGUGGUCGACCACCGCCAGACUAUGGCCCAUAUCAGGGUCCUGGAGGAAGGGGUGGUCGUAGGUAUUAAGAGCUAUAUCAUUUUUCACUAUCUGCUCUGCUUGUACCGCGAAUAUCCGAUUCCCAGGUAUACUUUUCAAGAGGGUUCAGUAGUUUGAAAUCCAGGAUGACUUCCUCCGUCGAUUACUUCUGAUUCUCCUGAUUGUUUGUUCGUGAUUUACGCGUACUAUGAAUGAUUGUUCUGAUUUGCCAUGUCGCACUAAUCUUGCUCAGAAUCAAUGAUUGUUAUUCACGAGACAAAAACUACAAUAUAUGAAACGAUGUAUAGUAUGCAGUACAAGAAAGUCGAAAUAAACAAAAUAGUCUACACUGAGAACGAACCAAUCAGUAUGCAUCCCCAAUAGAAGAAUCCAAAUCUAGACCAUCUACAGAGACGUCGUUAAGAAAUUCAUCUACAACACCUUUGACCUCUCGUACGAGAUCAUCACGAUCCCAUUCCGUCCUAUGCCGCCAGAUACAACCGAGACACGUCGCACGCAGCUGUUCAAGUUGCUCUAUUGAAAGAUUUUCCGUCCUUAUACGAAGAUCAAUCUGGAGCUUGGAUACCAGAAUCUCGUCGACAUGGAAUUCAGGAAGUGGAGAGGGUGACCUGGCUAUCUCCAUCGGUAAUGUUGGUUCUUCGGUGACUGUCGACGGAGGUACAAGUGAAGCCACUUCACCUGUAUUUUGCGGUGGAGAUGGGCUUCCUGGUGGAGGCUGAAGGGUAUAAUUUGGUGUGGGCUGAAAAGGAUUGGGUGGUGCCUGGCUAGGAACCUCUGGCUCUCCACUGACCCACAUACUCUGGAAAGGUGUAGUUUGGGUAGUUGGAAACUUGUCUUCCGAUGGCGACAUGGGAUUCAACAAGAAUGGAUCAAAGCCCCCAGGCUUUCGAAGUGGCAAGUCGACUGACAUGCUUUCAGGAUUCACAUAACCAUUGGCACUAGCAUGAGCAUCGGGCGGUUCGGGAGGGUCACGAGACUGAACAUCAUUGGCAAACCGCACCACUGAUGAUCUAUUCUGGCUCGAAGCAGGACCGAUAAUGUCCAUAGGGUCUGCGUCAUCGUCAUCGCUGAGUAUAACUUUUGGACGUUUGGAACUUGGACGUUCAAUCGCCUCUCCGUUCUCUUCACCAGACAUGGGAGAACCUGCUGCACCUUCGCUUCGCUGCCUCUUCAUUUUUCUCUCGAUCUGCAAUGGAUCCGUAAUAGUCAUUUCCAGCUGUUGACCAUUAUGACGUGCACUUCGCCUUGUCCCAGGAGCGUAAGCUUUGCCUUUGCCUUUAUUCUUCCUCCUCUCCUCACGACGCUUCCGCUCACGAGCGGCCAUCCGAUCACACUCGAGCCGCAGUUGAGGGUCAAAUUCGUGUAUACUGACUUGUGCAGCAGUGUACAUUGCCUGAGCUUUGAAUAAACGAUCAUUAUCCUCGUUCAUUCGGACGCCUGCAUUAUGUACGAUCUUGCCGAUAUCAUCCAAAAAGUCUUGCGGCGUCAGGUAUUUACCCUUGUAGAGGUCUAUGUGCAUUCUCUCCAGAUCCAUGUCGUAUAAUUGAGGUUCGGGUACUUGAGGCUCAGGGUGUGGCACAGACCCAUUUACGGGACCAUUUCCGCCUUCCUGUAUCACUUGCUGCUGCUGCUGUUGUUGAUCAGUGACCUCAACGGUCCCAUUUGGUCCAGCUUCUAUAGACACUUGCGUGGUGACGAUCUCAACUUGAGUAGCGACUGGUUGCGGAAUAUCAAAGUCAUACUC
Messenger RNA from Serpula lacrymans var. lacrymans S7.9, 4367 nucleotides. RefSeq lists its product as uncharacterized. Gene Ontology annotation, biological process: mRNA 3'-end processing. Gene Ontology annotation, molecular function: protein binding; mRNA binding. The transcript is spliced from 13 exons. Gene Ontology annotation, cellular component: nucleus. The record is from RefSeq and is a predicted model, not a curated record. NCBI's taxonomy places the organism in Eukaryota, Fungi, Basidiomycota, Agaricomycetes, Boletales, Serpulaceae. The coding region runs from base 67 to 2652 and encodes 861 amino acids.